Athene cunicularia (burrowing owl) is the source of this 5079-nucleotide messenger RNA. It is a transcript of the gene CILP, whose product is annotated as cartilage intermediate layer protein. The transcript has 5 exons. Lineage: Eukaryota; Metazoa; Chordata; Aves; Strigiformes; Strigidae. The coding region runs from base 887 to 3790 and encodes 967 amino acids. The record is from RefSeq and is a predicted model, not a curated record.
CGGGCAGGGGAUCAUGUCCUGAUCUCACCACCGCGUAGGCAUUGUACUCCCUUCACUGUCAUUUUACUAUCUAUCUUUCCCUUGCCAGAAUUUCAUGAGGCCUUCCCAAGCAGAGCUGGAGAAUACUAAGGGAGCAGAGUAUGGGGAGUUUAUAGCCAAAUAGCAAGAUAAGGGGGGGAUCCAGAUAUGAGGAAUCAUCAGGGAUCCAUAAAUAUGCUGGGGAUAUAGAAAAAAAAAUCUCAUUAAUCUUGUUUUAAUAGCAGCUCUCAAGGUGGAGUCAGCAAUUGCAGGCAGCUGCCUCUGUGCAAUCUCCAGGAAGAAGAGUUGGGAAUAUUGAACUGUCACAGCCCCUGCUGAACGGGCUUGUAAUUAAUUAUGUUAUUCUUAUAAUCCCCUUUUAAACAAAUCAUUCUGAAAAUAGUCUAUGUUUUCUCCAGGAAAGUUGUUUCAGGUUUUCCCUGAUUUCUUCCAUUUAUUUCCAGCUAUAAAAAAAAUUACCAGGUAGCUCUGCACAAGGAUGCUCUGUGAUUGUAAAAGGAAUGACCUGAGCCCUUGCCUUGGGAGGAGACAGAUUAUUGUUUAGGAUUAAUCUCUGUAAGUAAUGAAAAUGUUUCAGAAUUACUGUUUGGGAGACCAUUCAUUAAUCCCAUCAGGUAAUGAUCAUCUCGCAAUUAGCCUAUGUCCUGCCCAAGCCAGGAUACCACUGAAUAAGGGGAGACAGCUUUUAAGACAGACCAAAGUCAUGACUUUUGGGCAUGAGUUGGUAACAGAAAACUAAAAAGUUUAAGGCAUUUGGAAUUUUGCAGGGUUGAGCUCACAUGCUGAUCUGGAUUCAAAUUUCCCAGAAAUUCAGCCCUUUGGGGAAGCCUGCAACAUCACCUGCCCCAUGGGCCGCGUCAACGCCGACUGCGACGCCUGCAUGUGCGAGGAUGCAACCCUGCACGGGAAGGUCUCUCUCGAGGAUGGGUCACCCGCUGCCGAUGCCCGGGUCUACCUGCAAGCCAAGAAUCUCAAGCUGUUGACAACAGCUGAUAACAGGGGCAUGUUUAGGAUCCCAGGGGUUUGUCCCGAUGGCAAAAACACUCUUAAAAUAAAGAAAGCCAAAUAUGCAACAGCGACUGUCACUGUGCCUGAGAGCAACAGAAGAAACCUGGCGAUCCAAGUGCAGCUGCAACGAUCAGGCAAACCCUACAUUUUCAGGAGCCCUGAGGACAAAGCCAGGAGAGUGGGACAGAGUGUGUCAUUCUGCUGUGAUGCCCUUGGGAGCCCAGCCCCUGACCGAUACCUAUGGUACCACAAUGGCUCAUUGCUGGAUCCUUCCUUAUACAAAUAUAAAAACAACCUGAUUCUGAAGAACCUGAAGAGAGACCAGUCUGGAGAGUAUUUCUGCAAGGCCAGCAGUGCUGGGGGGUCAGCAAAGUCCCAGUCAGCCAAGCUUGCUGUCAUAGGAAGACAAGAGGCAGCCUGCAACUCCCAACCCCAAAGCCACCUCAUCCGACUUCCUCACGACUGCUUCCAAAAAGAGACGAACUCCUUCUACUACGACGUGGGCAAGUGCCCAGCAAAGACCUGCACUGGGAAGCUGGAUAAGGGACUCCGGUGUAGGGACAACGUUGCCUACUGCUGCGGGGUGUCCAAGAUGGAAACCAGAGACAUCUCCUGCAAUGGCUACAUGCUCCCCACUAAAGUUGUUGUAGAAUGUGGCUGCAAAAAGUGCACCGAGACCAAAAUAACGGUUCGAGGCAGAGCCACAGCAGCAGAUAAUGGUGAGCCACUGAGGUUUGGCCACAUCUACAUGGGGAACAAGAGAGUGAGUAUGACUGGCUACAAGGGAACCUUCUCCAUCCAUGUGCCAGCAGACACAGAAAGACUAGUUCUAACUUUCGUCGAUCGGCUGCAGAAGUUUGUGAACACAACAAAAGUUCUGCCCUUCAAGGAAAAUGGAGGUGCUGUGUUUCAUGAGAUCAAGCUACUAAGAAAGAAAGCCCCUGUUACACUGGAAUCCACUGAAACCAAUGUGAUUUCUUUGGGAGAAAUGGAAGAAGAUGAUCCAAUUGCUGAAUUAGAAAUUCCUCCCAAUGCAUUUUAUAGGAAAAAUGGAGAAUCCUACAGAGGCAAAGUGAAAGCCAGCGUGACAUUUCUGGACCCAAGAAACAUCUCAACGGCCGCUGUGACACAAAGUGACCUGAACUUUGUAGAUGAGGAAGGAGAUGUGUUUCCACUCCGCACAUAUGGCAUGUUUUCUGUGGACUUCACUGACGAACAGGGCACCGAGUCUCUUAAUGCAGAAGAGGUGAAGGUUCAUUUGGAUGCUGCUCAGGUCAAGAUGCCAGAGCACCUGCAAGAGAUGAAGCUUUGGUCCCUGAACCCAGAGACAGGAUUAUGGGAGGAAGAAGGGGACUUCAACCUUGAGAAAAAUAGACGGCGCAAAAGGGAGGAGAGAACUUUUUUGGUUGGGAACAUGGAGAUCAAAGAAAGGCGGCUUUUUAACCUGGACGUCCCAGAGAGCAGACGGUGCUAUGUCAAAGUCCGAGCCUACAGAAGCGAGAGAUUUCUGCCAAGUGAGCAGAUCCAAGGGGUUGUGAUUUCCAUUAUAAACAUGGAGCCACAACCAGGCUUCUCCUCAAACCCCAGAGCAUGGGGCCGUUUCGACAGUGUGGUCACAGGUCCUAACGGCGCCUGUGUGCCUGCUUUCUGUGACGAGCAAAACCCUGAGGCCUAUGCAGCUUAUAUUCUGGCAAGCAUGGGGGGUGAAGAGCUCGAAGCUGUCCCCUCUGCUCCAAAACUCAACCCUAAUGCUAUUGGGGUUCCACAGCCGUAUCUCAACAGGCUCAACUACAGGAGAACAGACCAUGAGGACUCCAACACUAAGAAAACAGCAUUCAGCAUUAACAUGGCCAAGCCAAGCCCCAAUUCUCCAGAAGACAACAAUGGCCCUAUUUAUGCCUACGAAAACCUAAGAGAAUGCGAGGAAGCUCCAUACAGCGCUGCUCACUUCAGGUUUUACAGGAUAGAGGGAGACCGGUACGACUACAACACCGUUCCUUUCAGCGAAGAUGACCUCAUGAGCUGGACUGAUGACUACUUGGCAUGGUGGCCCAAGCCCAUGGAAUUCAGGGCCUGCUACAUUAAAGUGAAAAUAAACGGACCGCAAGAGGUGAAUGUAAGAUCUCGUAACAUGGGUGGGACGCACCCACGUACCAUCGGCAAGCUCUACGGCAUCAGGGAUGUCCGCAGCAUUCGUGACUCUGAGCAGCCGAAUGUGUCAGCAGCCUGCCUGGAGUUCAAGUGCAGUGGCAUGCUCUUUGAUCAAGACCGCGUGGACCGCACGCUGGUGAAAGUGGUCCCACAAGGCAGCUGUCGCCGAGAGAGCGUCAACAGCAUGCUCCACGAGUACCUGGUCAACCACCUCCCCAUGGCUACAAACAAUGACUCCAGCGAGUACACGAUGCUGGCUCCUCUUGACCCGCUGGGACACAACUACGGCAUUUACACCGUCACUGACCAAGACCCGAGGAUCGCCAAGGAAAUUGCCCUGGGCAGGUGCUUUGACGGCACGUCUGAUGGCACCUCCAGAACCAUGAAGAGCAACAUUGGUGUCGGGUUGACUUUCACCUGUUCAGAGAAGAGCACAGCAGAGCAAAGCAUCUUCCAGUCUCAGAGGAACUCAGGCCAGCAGUCCAUACUGGUUCUGCCAGGGGAGAGCCCCGCGUACCGAAGGCAGCCGACAAGCCGCCGAACCACCCAAGGCAGGAUCCCAGUGCGAAGUCAACGUUCUCCCACCUACUAGAGCUUUAUAGAAGCCUCAGUAAAGUUGCUCACAAUCGAUUAAAUAUAAUUUGAAAGUAACAUCUACCUGUUAAUAACCUAAUUCAAAGCUGGUAGGUGUCAUUAUUUUUGAGAAUUAAGGUGCACUUUUUUUUUGGCACCAGAAAGGAAAGACAUAAGGCAAAACUUGUGGGACAGUAGCGGUAGUGAGUUUGUGUCUUAUUAAAUGCAUCCAUAGAAAUCUUCUUUCUGCCUGACAUUAAACAGCUUCACAUGAUAGCCUAAAGGGAAGACUAAACACACGAUUCAAUUAAGUCAUGUACAUAAAACAUUCUGUUCUGCAUCUGCAGACUUUGCCAGCCCAAGUACCUGUACAGUAGUUGGUAACAUGAAAAGGAAUAAACUGAUUUCCUCAUACUGAAUUCAACUGCAAGGUUUUGUACUUGAAAUGUAAGUAUUUUAUUUAUUUCUAGCCUCUUUUAGAAAGACUAUUCAAGCUAAACUACCGGCAGCUGCAUUUCUAAGAACUCACAUGCUUGAUAGCACAGAGAAGCCAUGUGGAUUUGUAGGCUCCACAUGGAUAAAACUACAGUUUUCUCUUGCUUCUUGCAUUAUUUGACAAGAAAAUCCAUGCUCUAUGAUAGGCUAGGUUAAUAAAAAAAGUCAUUUUGUAACUUUGACAAUGCUGUGUUGCUUUUGUGUUUGAAAUGUCCAAGUCAAUAAAGCACAUGUAGAGCUGACCAAAGAAUAACCUGCAAAAUUUCACAUUUCUGUUCACAAACAGGUCACAACUUUAUCAGUGUGAGACUGAUCCUGGGUAUGUGCAAGGGGUUUGGUGGGUAGCUGGUGUUUCCCCAGGGCUUAGCCAUGGUGUGCUGUGGUCAGGGAAUCUGGCCCCAGCUUGAGAUGCGGAGAAUCUGCAGCAGCACUGGGAGAAAUGAGAGCAGCAGGUCUGGGCGAGGGAUGAAGCAAGGAGGCAGUAGCAGGGCUCCCAGCGCGGGACAAGGUCGGGGGAGAAGGGGGACGGGAACCUGUGCUUUAGGGGUGGCAGGAAACCGGGUGCUGUAGAGCCAGGCUGGGAGGUGCAGAGACAGGGAGAAGACAGACUUCCCUCCACAUUCAGCAGCAGCGAGCAGGACACUGCUGAGCAAAAGCUGCUCUUAGCUGAAGGUACAGAUUGCCAUAGAAGGGGUCAGACAGACAGUGAUCCAUCUCCAAGUGACAUAUUAAGUUGCCCUAUCAAACCCUUACUACUUCUAGAGCAGAAUCAAGUACAUCACCAGCACAAAAGACAUCCUGGGUUUACACCCA